Molecule: messenger RNA, 714 nt
Organism: Verticillium alfalfae VaMs.102
Lineage: Eukaryota; Fungi; Ascomycota; Sordariomycetes; Glomerellales; Plectosphaerellaceae
Product: FKH1
Exons: 2
Coding region: 3-563 (186 amino acids)
Source: RefSeq, a predicted model, not a curated record
CAAUGUCAACAGCAUUAACCGCCGAUGGAAGCCCACUGCCGCGACCACGUAGGGGUGCGGCGGCGCCAGCCUCGUCGAGCUAUACGAGCGUCCAAGACCAGUCUCCGACUCUAACAUCAUCAUACCUGCCAGAGGACGGAACUUCAUUCGUGACGCCCGCGCCUCACCGCGUGCAUCCAAGACUGGCUCCUCCCAGUACUGCGCAGCGGCCGAGCCAACACAUGCCAACUAGUUCACCUGCUCCAUUCUGGAGGUACGCUGAUAUUGGCAGCACACCACUUAAACCUAUUGGUCAUCUCGACUUGAGUCCUACAAAAAUCGCUGGCCGGCUCCCACCACAGAGCAGCAGCCCACCGCCCCGCUCUGCACGGUCACCAGUUACGAGCCCAACGCGGGGCCAUGACACGAGAGAACAGACAGAGGAGGCCGCUGCAGAACCACCUGAGGUUGAAGAGGAGGAAGGCUUUGAUCUGGCUAAGGGUUUCCAAAGCAUAGGAUCAUACCAUGCUCCAGUCAGUCGUGGUCUUGCUAUAGCGAGCGCUCUCGGCGCAAACAAGCCUUGAUUCUAUGCUUCGCUGCGGCAUUCAAGCCAUGAAGUCCAGGUUGCAUGUUCCCCAAGCUCCUUGAUGUUCGUCCCUGCCGGGCAGUCAGUUGUUUCUUGCGUGGCCUUGAAUGCUAAACACCUUGCUGUCUGUAGUCAAGAAUUAAGGAUCA